ACAUCGUCGUCCUGCCUUCUAUUGGCGGCUAUUCAUUAUAGCGACUGAAAAUGUAUCCGUCGCAUUCACAAGCUUGCUUAUGUAACAGCCAUGUCUCCUGCUGCUGGCGCUGUGAGGCUCCAAGCAGCUGUCAGCCCACUAAAUUUGCGCAACGUCACAGCUACUCUGACUUGCGACAGCCCCAGCACACCACCUCCAACACGCGACCCACAUUAAUUCAGGAACAUCGCUACGAUUGUAAUUAGUUGCCGCUCAUGUCGUACCCAUCAGAUACCCCGUCUUCUCCACCAGUCCGCUCUCCGUCGUCACAAACCUCACCGCCGCCCCAGCGCUCUACCCCCAAUCGCUCGUCUUCCUACUUCACAUAUCCCGUAUCCUAUGCAGUCUCGGGCAUCCUGCGACGACUGAACACGGAAACGAGUCCUAAAUCAGACGCGCAAUCACGAUCGGGGUCCAACAGUAAUCGCAACAGCAUAGGCAACGUGCAAUCGCAGUUGCAGUCCACCGCAUCUUCCCUCUCCAACACGUUUGCGAGUCUCGUCUCCUCCACUACCUCAGAUAUGAACGCCGUCUUCCAACCACCACACCGGAUAGCCAGUCCUUUCCAACCACCGCCAUUGACACCGCUGAGCCUGAAAGGAUGGGGAGGUGGCAUGCGAGAAAAGGGCAAGCUCCUGAGCACGGCGCUGGCAGAAGAGAUCAGGCUCCUGCUACCUCCAAGGUUACAGCUGGUGGACGAGUGGAAGUUGGCAUACAGUCUGGAACAGAAUGGCGUCAGCUUAGGGACGCUAUACAAGCAGUCUGAGGAUUAUUGGGGAAAGAGAGGCGGCUUCGUGCUUGUGGUCAAGGACGGCAGUGGAGGUAUCUUCGGCGCAUACCUCUCAGACGCCCCACGUCCCUCUACGUCAUUCUACGGCAACGGUGAAUGCUUCCUGUGGCGCGCGCACAUACUCCAUGGUUUCUCUGACCUGCAGAUGAACCUCCCACCCCCACCGUCUGAAGACACAACAGACGCUGUGCGAAUGACUACCAUAUCCUCGCCGAAGAGAAAGGGCGAUUCGUUAGCGCCGCCACAGAAUGGUCGGGCCACUAAGAGCGGUGCGAGCACGCCAGAAAGGAUAAGAUUCAAGGCAUUCCCAUAUAGUGGGGUGAAUGACUACAUGAUCUUCUGCGAACACAGCUAUCUGAGUGUUGGUGGCGGGGACGGUCAUUACGGUCUAUGGCUAGACGACAACCUCGAGAAUGGCGUCUCGGACACCUGCCCUACGUUUGGCAACGAGCCAUUGAGCGACGAUGGCAAGAAAUUCGAGGUCAUGGGUGUUGAGUUGUGGUAUGUCGGCGUAUAAGAAAUAUUUCCUGGCAACACCCUCUGCGAACGCGGGGUUCGUUGUGUUGAGCACUGGCCACGCAGUGAUAUCGCCUAAAGGUAAAGUGUUAGGCUACGUAACUUAGAACAGAUACCAUACCUGAAGUCGAAAACUGGCUAAGGUAAAGAGCAAAAUAUACCCAUUUGGUUGUUUCGUACACGCUCUUAUCCCUCAUCUGGCACUUCCUAAGACCAUGUCUUUCUGGGUCUCACCUUGUCUCACUAUCCACCGCCUCUAGAUCACAAACAUCUGGCCUAAGUCUCACCUUCCAGUGUCUUAUCUACUUCUCCUAGGGCUAUAUCUUCUACUCCCUUCAAUCCAUAGCACUCUCAAUACCC
Molecule: messenger RNA, 1705 nt
Organism: Alternaria alternata
Lineage: Eukaryota; Fungi; Ascomycota; Dothideomycetes; Pleosporales; Pleosporaceae
Product: oxidation resistance protein 1
Exons: 3
Coding region: 255-1346 (363 amino acids)
Biological process (GO): response to oxidative stress
Cellular component (GO): nucleus
Source: RefSeq, a predicted model, not a curated record